Pomacea canaliculata is the source of this 1707-nucleotide messenger RNA. RefSeq names its product G-protein coupled receptor GRL101-like. Gene Ontology annotation, cellular component: membrane. Lineage: Eukaryota; Metazoa; Mollusca; Gastropoda; Architaenioglossa; Ampullariidae. Gene Ontology annotation, molecular function: protein binding. The record is from RefSeq and is a predicted model, not a curated record. The transcript has 2 exons. The coding region runs from base 1 to 1707 and encodes 568 amino acids.
AUGUUUCUUUGCUCUGACCAAACACGCACCUUGCACUACACUCUGGUUUGUGACUUCAAGCAGGACUGCAACGAUGGAUCUGAUGAAAUGUUUUGCACACGAAGUCAGACGUGUGUCGGGUACCAGUGUCAGAACGACGGUAACUUAACGUAUAAGACACUCAGUUUCUUCGAAUCUUGCCCCGAAACUCACUUCCGGUGUCCUCCUGACGGCUACUGUUUGCCUGUGUACGUGCGCUGUAACGGCGUGUACGACUGUCCCAACCGAGAAGAUGAGGCGAACUGCCAGGUGUACACGUGUUCAGGUUUCUACAGGUGUCGCGCCUCCACCGUGUGCGUGCACGUUGACCACAUGUGUGACGGCAGACCACAGUGUCCACAACACGACGACGAACUGUUCUGUGACCUCAGAUGCCCACAAGGCUGUGUGUGUCAGGGUCUUGCAUUUGUUUGCUCAGAAACAUUCGACAUGCAGAACGUUCCUGCCCUUCGUUAUUUAGAUGCUAGAGGGAGUGGUUUGUCAACAAAAGAUCUGUCUCCAACAAUUUACCUCGCGUGGCUUAGUCUCGCAGCUUGUAAUCUGCAAGUUCUUUAUAAUAUAUCGCUUCCUACUCUUCAAACACUUGACUUGAGUGACAACCUGAUCAGCUGGUUAGACAUGUCGUAUUUCAUGCAGUUUGAAAAUCUCCGCGUUCUUCGUCUAGCCGGAAAUCCAUUGCAGUUCUUGUUCACAAGUUACACAGAACCACAACAUUCCCCUUUGACGUAUCUAGACCUUUCGCGAACGUCGCUGAAAGUGUUUACAGGUGAGAUGCUGAGUAGUUUUUCCGCCAUACAGGUACUGAAUCUGUCCAUUAGCUGUCUUACAGAACUUCGUUAUGACAGUUUUUAUUACAUUCAAGAAGUGACCCACCUGGAUCUGUCCAAAACACAAAUCAGAAGAGUGCACAACGACACGUUCAAGCAUCUGAAGUCUUUAAAAGUCCUACAAGCGAGCUCCUACAAGCUUUGCUGCCAUGAACUGCUGCCAGACCUCGCUCACGAAGUGAUGUGUUUCUCACCGGAUGACAUUUUUUCGUCCUGCCAAAAUCUGUUGAGUUCAAAGACUGCUUUUGCUUUGGUCUGGGCUUUAUGUGUUCUUUCUUUAACUGGGAAUGUUUAUUGUAUCGUGCAUUCUGAAAUCAAGAAGAAGGAAAAGCACAGAUCCGUCUUUAAUGUCUUGAUGAUUAAUCUGCACGUGUCCGACUUUCUCACCGGCACGUACAUGUUAGUGAUAGGGGUGGCUGACUUGGUGUUCCGAGACCGCUAUUUGUGGUACGAAGAAGCAUGGACGGGUGGAUGGUUGUGUCAGAUGUCCGGCCUCGUGUUCUGGAUGUGCGUGGAUGUGUCUAUCAUAACCUUGACCGCCAUCAUAGCAGAACGUCUUAUCGUCGUACGAUCUCCUCUCGAUUUUUCUCUGCACGGCAAAUCCUUGGUUACAAUCUGUUGCAUCCAUCUGGUUGCUUGCUUUAGUCUUUGCUGUUUUGCCCAUUCUUUGUACGUGGCAGUGGCAGUUCUAUGGGCAGAACUCAGUUUGUCUUCCUUUACCUGUCUUCGAGAAAGAUUACAAAGGCUGGGACUACGUCUUCGUACUGAUGCUUUUUCGCCUCGUCCUGACUUUAGUUGCUGGAGUUUGUCAUGCAUUCAGCGUUUGUACCUUGCAUCCUAG